AUGGCUUUGACUGAACCUGACCUUCUCCGCAAUCAGCUUCGCGACGCCAUCAUCAUCGAUGGUUCAGAUGCAGAGGCUCUCUUUGACAGCUCAGCACCCUCUGAUGUAUCCGAAACAUCGCAGCCACCGAAGAAAUGUAAAGUGCCCAACUUGGGCACAGUUUUGGUAGAACUCUUCUCUUACAAGACCGUUUGUAUGCUGAUAUUUGAGAUUGGAAAUAGCAAACCAGGGAAUCCGCAGAGUUUUCGAAGCCGAGCAUGCAAGGAUAAAAGAGCUGGAAGAAAAAGUGCGAUACUUGCGUGCGGAAAUGAUUAG
Messenger RNA from Paracoccidioides brasiliensis Pb18, 315 nucleotides. RefSeq lists its product as uncharacterized. The coding region runs from base 1 to 315 and encodes 104 amino acids. The record is from RefSeq and is a predicted model, not a curated record. The transcript is spliced from 2 exons.